Molecule: messenger RNA, 681 nt
Organism: Ruditapes philippinarum (Manila clam)
Lineage: Eukaryota; Metazoa; Mollusca; Bivalvia; Venerida; Veneridae
Product: carboxypeptidase inhibitor SmCI-like
Exons: 4
Coding region: 1-681 (226 amino acids)
Molecular function (GO): serine-type endopeptidase inhibitor activity
Source: RefSeq, a predicted model, not a curated record
AUGGCGGUGAAAACCUUAACGAGAGGAAUCUGCAAGUUACAAGCUGACGUUGGACCAUGUGGCCAGUAUAUCAAGAAAUGGCAUUAUAACAGUUUUAGUCAAGACUGUGAAGAGUUCACGUAUGGAGGUUGUCUUGGUAACGGUAACAUCUGUGAGAGCAAGGACCAAUGUAUGAUGUACUUUGACUCAUCUAGAUGGUAUAAUCGUGAACGUGUCACCACUGAGAGACCAGAUGAAACAAUUAAAGAAUCAAGCGGAGAAAUAGCUGUUGCAACUGAUGUUGAAAGUGUUUGUUUGAUUAGAUGUGUGUCAUAUGGAGAGUCAUACUGGACGGUGCCGUGCAUAUAUCAGAGCAGGUACUAUGACUACCUGAACGGAGAAUGUAAACAGUUUAUUUACGGAGGUUGUGAUACUAAUGGUAACAAGUUUGAUACCCAAGAGGCUUGUGAAGCCAGAUGCAGCCCUAGACAGAUAUGUCUGCAACAAAAGCAGGUUUGUAACUGUAUGGCAUCCAUGAGAAGGUUCUACUUUGACUACAGCGCCCAAGAGAGUAGGGAGUUUGUGAACGGAGGUUGCGAUGGUAACGCUAACAGUUUCGAGACCAAAGAAGCCUGUGAGAGACGUUGUGAUUCUCUAGUAACAGAUAGAAAUAUUCCAGGAAGAAAACUUUAUUAUAAUUAG